ACUAUUAAAGUUUUUAUUAAAUAAUGUAAUAAAAUAAAACGAAUCCGCGAAAUUGCAAAUUGUUUUGUACUUAUUUUUGAGAGGAAGAAUAUAUUUCGCUACUAUUUUGUUGCAUCGCUCCGUUUGCACCGAAACAAAUUGAAUACAUUAUAUAUACAUUAUAUACACGUUGAGAUAACAGACGGGAGUCAUCAAUUUAAUGAGCUAUAAUUCGCUUGAACGCGAUGGAAAUUGGUAUAAGUAGCGAGACAGAACCGAGUUGUCAAUCGCAAAACCCAUGAAACUAUUCUCGCGUUUAAGGUAACUAUAUAAUAAAGUUUAUAAACAUGAUAAUCGAGAUUGAAAGAAGAAUUAUUAUGGAAAAAUCGUCUCGAUAGUGUUGCGUAAUACGAGGAUUGCAUUCUAUGUCGAGACGAGACAAGAUUGCUCAAACGCCUGCUGAUACUUAUCACAGAGUAGCAUCUUAUGCAGUAUUGAAAAUAGUGAUACAAAAGUAUAUCACAGUGAGUUAUACUUAAAGAAAGUUAAAAAAAAAUAUAGGAAAAUUUUAAUCUGGAAAUGGAAAAGAAUUUGAUUAAAGAAGCAUCUAUAUGCAAUGGGAAUGUAAUUACUAAUGGAUUUCAUAAGGAUGAUUCAUCAAGUGACAACGAGCCAGAAGAAGCACUAAUAUCAGAUACUCUUGUGUUUUAUGUGAAUGGAAAACAAGUAUCAGACAAAAACAUAGAGCCACAAUGGACACUCUUAUGGUAUCUUCGCAACAAACUUGGAUUAACUGGCACAAAACUUGGCUGCGCAGAAGGAGGCUGUGGAGCCUGUACAGUUAUGAUUUCAAGAUUUAAUCGUGUCACUGGAAAAAUUAUUCAUUUAGCUGUUAACGCAUGCUUGACACCGAUAUGUGCUGUGCAUGGUCUAGCUGUAACUACUGUAGAAGGAAUUGGAAGCACGAAAACAAAGUUGCAUCCAGUACAAGAGCGUAUCGCCAAAGCACAUGGAUCACAAUGUGGAUUUUGCACACCUGGUAUAGUCAUGUCUAUGUACGCUCUGUUACGCAGCAUACCAAAACCAACUAUGGAAAAUCUAGAAAUUGCAUUUCAAGGUAAUCUGUGUAGAUGUACAGGAUAUAGACCGAUUAUAGAGGGAUUUAAGACUUUUACAGAGGAAUGGGAACAAUCGCAAUUAAUGGCUAAUGUACGAGAAGAAAAAAUAAAUGAUACAAGAGCUUGUUCAAUGGGCGACGCUUGCUGCAAAAAGGCUUUUACUUCAGAGCCAACCGAGGUUUUCAAUUCUAAAGAAUUCUGCCCAUAUAAUCCUACUCAAGAACCAAUAUUUCCACCAAAAUUAAAAAUUGAAUCUAAAUUAGAUGAGCAAUAUCUGAUAGUGAGAGGAAAAAACGUUAGUUGGUACAGACCAAUAAAUUUCAAGACGCUGCUUGCCCUCAAAGAACAGUAUCCAAAUGCCAAAAUUGUCAUUGGCAACACAGAAAUCGGAGUCGAGGUAAAGUUUAAACAUCUAGUAUAUCCAGUACUUAUACAACCGACACAGAUAAGGGAGAUAUGUGAAAUUAUCGAAACGCAAGAGGCAUUGAAAGUGGGUGCAGGUGUGACUUUGGCUGAGCUUGAAGAAACAUUAAAAUAUUAUAUUAAGACAAAACCUGAACACAAGACGAGGAUCUUUACAGAAAUAAUAAAUAUGUUACAUUGGUUUGCCGGAAAACAGAUAAGAAACGUUGCCGCCGUAGGUGGCAACAUAAUGACAGGUAGUCCAAUAUCAGAUUUAAAUCCGAUCUUUAUGGCGGCAAACAUUAAAUUAAAUUUAUGCAGUUUAAAGCAUGGAAGUAGAACGAUACCGAUGGAUCAUACCUUCUUUGUUGGAUAUCGACGUAACGUUGUUUUACCCGAGGAAGUACUAGUCUCCAUCGAUAUUCCCUUCACAAAAGAGAAUCAAUAUUUUAUUGCUUACAAACAAGCAAAAAGACGGGAUGAUGAUAUUGCUAUAGUCAAUAUGGCUUUGAAUGUACAUUUCGCUCCUGAUAAAAAUAUAGUUCAAGAAGCGCAUAUCGCGUUUGGUGGAAUGGCACCUACAACCAUUUUAGCAAAACAGACAUGCCAGAAGAUAAUUGGAAAAACAUGGAAUAAACCAAUCUUAGAGGAGGUGUACGAUUCCCUACUCGAAGAACUACCGUUAGCCGAUGAUGCACCGGGAGGAAUGAUUAAAUAUCGUCGAUCUCUCACUCUCAGUUUAUUCUUUAAAGGAUUUGUGCACAUCUCUAAGAAGUUAUCGAACAAUAUUUCGACUAUAGAACGCUUGCCAAAAGAAUUAGAAAGCGCAUCAGAAUGCUUCCAUUACAAAACGCCAAAAAGCUCACAAUAUUACCAAGUGGUACCCAAAGAUCAGGAAUCGUAUGAUUUAAUAGGACGCCCUAUUGUGCACGCUAGCGCAUUCAAGCAAGCAACGGGAGAAGCGAUAUAUUGUGAUGACAUGCCCAAAUAUGCAGAGGAAUUAUAUUUAGCAUUAGUUCUCUCCACUAGAGCACAUGCAAAAAUUUUAAGAAUUGAUCCUACCAAGGCACUAUCCAUGGAAGGAGUUGUAUCAUUUUUCUCCUCAAAAGAUAUAGCGGAAGAAAGAAGAUGGUUGGGUCCUGUAUUUCAUGAUGAAGAAGUAUUUGUAUCAGAAAAAGUUACGAGCCAAGGUCAGAUAAUUGGUGCAGUUGUUGCUACAGAUCAAAAUAUUGCUCAGGCCGCGGCAAGAAUGGUUGAAGUAGAAUAUGAAAAUAUAGAACCUAUUAUCAUAUCUAUCGAGGAUGCUAUCGAGCACGAAUCGUUCUUCCCUGGCUUUCCCAAGUGCAUCAUUAAAGGCGAUGCGGAGAGAGCUUUCGAAGAAGCAGAUCAUAUUUUAGAAGGAGAAGUACGCAUAGGCGGCCAAGAGCAUUUUUAUUUGGAAACGAACGCUGCUAUUGCCGUACCUCGCGAAGAAGAUGAAUUGGAAGUGUUCUGUUCCACGCAGCAUCCCACUGAGAUACAAAAAUUAAUCGCUCACGUUUUAAAUAUACACAUCAACAGAGUUAACGUACGCGUGAAGCGUAUAGGCGGCGGAUUCGGCGGGAAAGAAUCUCGCCCAACAUUACUCACGAUACCAGUCGCAUUUGCAGCACAUAGGUUGCAGAAACCAGUUCGUUGCAUGCUAGACAGAGAUGAAGACAUGAUGAUAAGUGGAACUCGGCACCCAUUUUUAUUUAAAUAUAAAGUUGGAUUUAACAAUGCCGGUCUCAUUAAAGUGGCGAAAGUACACAUAUAUAAUAAUGCGGGCUAUUCUCACGAUUUAUCAAUUGCGGUGUUAGAACGUGCCAUGUUCCAUUUCGAAAAUUCGUACAGAAUUCCGGUGUCAGAAGUAUACGGAUAUGUAUGUAAGACAAAUUUACCGUCAAAUACAGCUUUCCGUGGUUUUGGUGGACCGCAAGGAAUGUUUCUCACUGAAAAUAUCAUUCGACAAAUCGCUGAUUAUUUGGGACUGGAUGUCGUCAAGUUAUCCGAAUUAAAUUUAUACAAAGAAGGUGAUUUAACGCAUUACAAUCAACAACUUGUCAAUUGUACUUUGGACCGCUGCUGGCGCGAAUGUCUAGCAUCUUCUCUUUAUAAUGAAAGAAUGGUCGAGGUUCAACGUUAUAACAGGGAGAAUCGAUUUAAAAAGAAAGGUCUCGCAAUUGUACCUACAAAAUUCGGCAUAGCGUUUACUAUUUUAACUCUGAAUCAAGCGGGUGCACUGGUGCACAUUUAUAUCGAUGGCUCAGUGUUAAUAAGUCACAGCGGGAUUGAGAUGGGACAAGGUCUACAUACAAAAAUGAUUCAAGUUGCUAGCAGAGUAUUAAAAAUAAAUCCAGACAAGAUACAUAUUGUUGAAACAGCUACUGAUAAAGUCCCUAAUACAUCUCCUACUGCGGCAAGCGCUGGAUCCGAUCUCAAUGGCAUGGCUGUUAUGAAUGCUUGCGAGGAAAUCAUGAAACGAUUACAACCGAUAAUAGAUAGCGAUCCAGAAGGUACUUGGGAAGAUCGGAUAAAGACGGCAUACCGCCACAGGAUAAGCCUGUCUGCUGCCGGUUUUUAUCGAACGCCCAAUAUCGGGUAUUCUUUCGAUACUAAUUCGGGAAAUCCAUUUAAUUAUUUUACAUAUGGCGUCGCUUGUACGGAAGUUGAAAUUGAUUGUCUCACUGGCGAUCAUGAGGUUUUACGAACAGAUAUUGUCAUGGAUUUGGGAGAGAGUUUAAAUCCAGCCAUUGACAUAGGACAAGUCGAAGGUGGCUUUGUUCAAGGAUAUGGUUUAUUCACAUUAGAGGAAAUGAUUUAUUCUCCAAUGGGAACUUUAUUCAGUAAAGGACCUGGCGCGUACAAGUUGCCAGGUUUUACCAAUAUACCACAGGAAUUUAAUGUUUCCUUGUUAAAAGGAACUUCCAAUCCAAGAGCAAUAUACUCGUCUAAGGCCGUUGGAGAACCACCGCUAUUUUUGGCAUCAUCUGCAUUCUUCGCUAUUAAAGAAGCAAUUAAGGUUGCACGUGAAGAUAUGAAUAUUCAUGGCUAUUUUAGACUUGAUGCUCCUGCGACUGCCGCACAUAUACGUAAUGCGUGUAUAGAUAAUUUGACAAUGAAGAUUACAGAACCUGAUUUAAAGCGACAGUGGAAUAUGGUGCCAUGAUUUGUGAAAUUCUCAAAAUAACGCCUUCAUAAUAUUUUUCUAAUUAUUUUUAUAUCAGAAUUAUGAAAAUAGCAAUUGAAUAAUAUAGAAGUAUGACUAUAUAGGGAAAA
This is a messenger RNA of Formica exsecta, 4796 nucleotides long. RefSeq names its product xanthine dehydrogenase (gene ry). The transcript has 25 exons. Bases 559 to 4686 code for a protein of 1375 amino acids. The record is from RefSeq and is a predicted model, not a curated record. NCBI's taxonomy places the organism in Eukaryota, Metazoa, Arthropoda, Insecta, Hymenoptera, Formicidae. Gene Ontology annotation, molecular function: molybdopterin cofactor binding; xanthine dehydrogenase activity; 2 iron, 2 sulfur cluster binding.